Messenger RNA from Linnemannia hyalina, 1113 nucleotides. NCBI's taxonomy places the organism in Eukaryota, Fungi, Mortierellomycota, Mortierellomycetes, Mortierellales, Mortierellaceae. The record is from the annotation of a GenBank genome assembly.
AUGUCUGCCGUCUCCGCAAGAUUUGUCCAAGUCGCAAGCAAGACCGUCUCCAGAGUGCCUCGGUCAGUCAGUGCUGGCCUUGUUGCCUGUGCGUCAUCGAGGAUUGUCCAGCGAGUUACUGGCCCACAGGUUGUGCGAGACACUUCAAUGAACCACCCCCUUUGGUCAAGUGCGCACAUGCGCAGUUACAGUAGUCGUCCAGCCGAUGCUGUCAUGUCGGUUCGCCCAAAGGUCACCCUAGCCACUCUCCGCAAGUUGUACAAGCGCGGGGAGCCCAUUACUGUUAUGACCGCCCACGACUUCCCCACCGGAACCCUGGUCGACAAGGCCGGCAUUGACAUGACCCUCGUCGGCGAUUCCCUUGCCAUGGUCGCCCUCGGUCAUACCUCGACCUCAGAAAUCACCAUUGACGAGAUGUUGCACCACUGCCGCGCCGUUGCCCGAGGUACCCGAUCCAGUUUCUUGGUUGCUGAUAUGGCCUUUGGCACCUACGAGACCAGUCCUGACCAGGCUGUCACCAAUGCUGUGAGAAUGAUGAAGGAAGGCAAGGUCGAGGGCGUCAAGCUCGAGGGUGGAAAAGAGAUGGCCCCCACCAUUGCGCGGCUCACUCAGGUCGGCAUUCCUGUCAUCGGUCACAUCGGUCUCACUCCACAGCGUCAGGCCAGCUUGGGCGGUUACAAGGUCCAGGGCAAGACUGUCGCCAAAGCCAAGGCCAUGAUCGAGGACGCGAUUGCCCUUCAGCAGGCUGGUUGCUUUGCAAUCAUCCUCGAAGCCGUCCCUGAGCCAGUCGCAAGACAUAUCACAGAUAUCCUUUCCAUCCCGACGAUUGGUAUCGGUGCUGGUGCUGGCUGUUCUGGCCAGGUCUUGGUCCAGCAGGACAUGCUCGGUCUCUACGGACAGGUACCUCGGUUCUGCAAGACCUACCGUAGUCUGGCAGACGACAUUGUGGGCGCGUUGAGGGAGUACAGUGCCGACGUCAAGUCGCGUGCGUUUCCUGCCGAGGAGCAUUGCUACCCUAUGCCUCAGGAGGAGUUGAAGCGUUUCAUGAACAUGGUCCACGAACAAAAGGAGGAUGAGCAGAAGGGUGCUUCUGCCUCUGUUGGACAUGCUUAA